AUCUCCCCGGAAAGUGCUUCUCUCACACUCUCUCCCUCUGUGCAACUGGAGCCUCCCGCCUGGCCGGUACUCGGAGGCUGCGCGGCGGCAGAGGGAGAAGCACGUGGAGCGCAGGAGGGAGGGCGGAGAAGGGAGCAGGAUGACAGAUGUUGACAUUAUGGACUCUGUGAACUGUCAGGAGCAGCCACAACCAGCAGAUCUCAGUGUCUCCUCUUCAAAGAGAGUCUCGGAAACAGACUUGCACGUUGGUGUAUACCAGCACUGUAAGGCGGAGGAUGGGUCACAGUCAGAGGGCAUGAAGCAGGUGGAUAUUCAAGGAGAGGACAGUAGUGAGGAUAUGGUAAAUGUAAAAAACGAAUCCACAGAGUCUGCAGCCGCUAAGCACCCAGAAGGGAUUGACGUGUCCUAUGAAUAUGGCUCAGAGUGUGUAGCCUACAACAACAUCCAUCUGGAGAGACAAACAUCAUAUGAUCUCACCAGACCCAGUCUGGGGAAACUGUAUUGUGACAUCUGUGGAUUGUCCUGCAACAGCCUCAAUGUUUUACUAGUGCACAAGAGAAGUCAUACAGGGGAACGUCCUUUCCAGUGCAAUCAAUGUGGAGCCUCAUUUACCCAGAAGGGGAACUUGCUCCGACAUGGCAAGCUGCAUACUGGCGAGAAACCAUUCAAAUGCCACUUGUGCAGCUAUGCCUGCCAAAGGAGAGAUGCCUUGUCUGGGCACCUCCGCACGCACUCUGUGGAGAAACCAUUCAAGUGUGAGUUCUGUGGACGUAGCUACAAGCAGCGCAGCUCAUUAGAGGAACACAAGGAGAGGUGUCGUGUUUAUUUGCAAAACAUAAGUGAAUCUGCUGUCAACGAGCCCAAGCAGAUGAAGCCAGAAAUGGGAAGUGAACGGGCCCUGGUGCUGGAUCGCUUAGCCAGCAAUGUGGCAAAAAGGAAAAGCUCCAUGCCACAAAAGUUCAUUGGAGAGAAGCGACAGUGCUUUGAAGUCCCAUACAAUAAUUUCUUGUAUGAUAAAGAUCAUGAUGCGAUGAACACAAGGAUGAUGGAACAGAGUAUAGGCAACCCUAUGGCCUACCUCAGUCCAGGGGUAUUACGUCCUAUAAUUCAUACUCCUCCAACUGCCACUGCUGAAAUGGUGUCUGUUAUAAGCAGCCUUUACCCGGUGUCACUCACACGUAUUGAUAUCUCUAAUGGCCACCUACCCACCCAGCCAGAUAAGGAAAAGAAACCAGCUCCAGAAAGUUGCCUGUCCCCAGGUGCCAAUGCUCUAGACUCUACUGAUACAGACAGUAGCCAUGAAGAGAGACCGUCUUAUCCAUCCAAUCUAAAUGGUGCCCCAAUGCGGACAAAUAGUGUACUUCAGCCCCCCCGGGAGCACCCUAGAGUGUGUGAUGUCCUUAGAUAUCCUGGGCUAUCACAACGUGACCUUCUGCAGCUGCUGAGCAAAGAUGGAUGCCCAUUAGGGGUCUACCGAUGUGACCACUGUUAUGUUCUUUUUCUGGAUUACGUCAUGUUUACCAUCCACAUGGGGUGUCAUGGAUUCCGAGACCCCUUUGAAUGCAACAUGUGUGGGCAUCGCAGCCAGGACCGCUAUGAGUUCUCAUCUCACAUUGCACGUGGCGAACACCGGCUUGGCAUGAAUUAGCGCAUAUACCAGAGAGAUACCUCCCUGACUUACUCUGCAAUUGCCUUCUUCUGUGUAGUACCAUUGUUUCUUCCACAAAUGGAAUGAAGCACAGCUAUUCCCCCAUAAAAGACUGCAAUUUGUAAGAUUUGUUCUUUUGUUCAUUCCUCUGAGGUUUACAUGCUCUGUUUGCAGGGAUAUUUUUGAACACAAGUAUUUAACAAGUACAGUAUUAUUUUAAACUUCCGUAAAACUGUCACUAGUAUGUUCCUAUUGCUCUUGAUGUCUGUGUUAGCAUUAGCCUCAGCAGUAGUACAAAGAAAAAUGACAAUGGCCCAGAUUUAUCAAGCCUUGGAGAGUGAUAAAGAGCACGGUGAUAAAGUACCAACCAAUCAGCUCCUAACUGUCAUUUUUCAAACACAGCCUGUGACAAGGCAGUUAAGAACUGAUUGGUUGGUACUUUAUCACCGUGCUAUUUAUCACUCUCCAAGGCUUGAUAAAUGGGGGGCCAUAGUGUGAAUAUCAGAGCCUGGAGUUAUUCUAGUCUGCCAUCAUAGACGUCUUUCUUGUACUAUACAAAGCUGCCAAAUGUAGCACUGAAAAUACUCCACUUUCCAGGACUUACUUCUCUCCUUUAUAUAUUUUAGGGUAGGCAAAUAAGUAUUGUCUGUGUAUUUUAUAUCUAUCAUCUUACCAAGUUGUUAUAAAACAAUGUUUUGUUGCUUCAAUAUAUGUAUAUUUCAUAAUGGGGUAAUACCCUGUAAAU
Pseudophryne corroboree (corroboree frog) is the source of this 2393-nucleotide messenger RNA. It is a transcript of the gene IKZF3, whose product is annotated as IKAROS family zinc finger 3. Lineage: Eukaryota; Metazoa; Chordata; Amphibia; Anura; Myobatrachidae. Gene Ontology annotation, molecular function: RNA polymerase II cis-regulatory region sequence-specific DNA binding; DNA-binding transcription factor activity. The coding region runs from base 140 to 1648 and encodes 502 amino acids. The transcript has 8 exons. The record is from RefSeq and is a predicted model, not a curated record. Gene Ontology annotation, biological process: regulation of transcription by RNA polymerase II.